AUGAGUGCUAUAUUAUCAGAUGCUGAUCUAAAUGAUUUCAUAUCUCCAGGAUUAGCAUGUAUAAAACCAGCUGGUGAAAUACGUUCAAAUAAUAAUACAACAAAUAAUGAUUCUUAUGAAAUUCAGAUUGGUUCAAAUGGUGAAGCUUUAGAAGUCUCAAUUGAUGAUGGUACUAUAAAAGAUUUACCAAGUGCUUCUAUUUCAUUACAAGAUUGUCUUGCUUGUUCUGGUUGUAUUACAUCUGCUGAAGAAGUUCUAUUGGCAAAGCAAACUCAUACUUUAUUAUUAGAUGAAAUUAAUCAAUUCAAAAAUGAUAAAAUAUUUUGUCUAAGUAUAUCUCAUCAAUCAAGAAUCUCUCUUAGUACUUAUUUAAAUAUACCCAUUGUUAAAAUUGAUGAAUUAUUAAUAAAUUUAUUUUCGGAAAAAUAUGGAUUUAAAUUUAUUGUUGGUACUGAAUUUGGUAGAAUUUUAUCAAUUACAAAGACAAAUAAUGAAUUAAUAAAUAAAAAAUUACAAAAUAAUCUUAAUCAAGUUCAAUUAUCUUCAAUUUGUCCUGGAUUUGUUCUUUAUGUUGAAAAAACAAAACCUGAAUUAUUACCAUAUUUAUUUAAUAUUAAAUCACCACAACAAAUUACAGGAUUUAUCCUGAAAACCUUAAUAUCAAAACAAAUGUCAAUACAACCCGAUAAAAUUUAUCAUUUAUCAAUAAUGCCAUGUUUUGAUAAAAAAUUAGAAGCUGCAAGACCUGAAGAAUCUGACCCAUUGUAUCAAAAUCAAAUUGAUGUUGAUUGUGUUAUAACUCCAAAAGAAUUAAUUGAAUUAUUUAAAUUAGAAAAUAUUAACUUGAGUGAAUAUAUUACAAAAACUCCAGAACCUCCUUUAAGUCUUUAUGAAAAAGCUGCACCAAAAUUUUGGCCUUCUCCUGUGGAAUCAUGGAGUUCAAAUUUAGGUUCUGUAAGUGGUGGAUAUUCAGAAAAUUAUAUCCUUAGUUUACAAAAUUAUUAUCAAACCCAAGGGAUCCCUACAGAAAUUAAAACAAUUCAGGGGAAAAAUUCUGAUGUUUUAGAAUUUCAAUUAAUUAAUUCAUCAACAGGUUCCAAAUUAGGUUCAAGUGCUAUUAUAAAUGGUUUUAGAAAUAUUCAAAAUUUAGUACGAAAAUUAAAACCUUCAAAUAAAGUUAAAAUUGGUGGGAAGGGAAAUUCAUUAACUGCAAGAAGAAAAGCUCGUUUACAACAAAAAUCAAAUCCUGAGGUGGCAGUUACUAAAGGGGAAGACAUAUCUGCAGACCCAUCAACUUGUGAUUAUGUUGAAGUUAUGGCAUGUCCUGGUGGUUGUAUAAAUGGAGGUGGAUUAAAUACACCAAUAGAUGAUGGAUUGAAUCAAACAAAGGAAUUUUUAAAUAAAAUGAUUUUUAAAUAUUUUAAUGAAUUGAAUAAAAUUAAUGAAUUGAGAGAUGAAAAAGUUUUGGGGGGUUUUAUGGAUAUUUUUAAAAAAGAGAUUGGUGUUAAUAAUGAAAGAUUUUGGAAUUAUAAAUUGAAUCAUAUUGAGAAGAGUAAUGAUAUUUUGACAACUGGUAAUAGUUGGUGA
This is a messenger RNA of Hansenula ciferrii, 1587 nucleotides long. RefSeq names its product iron-sulfur cluster assembly protein NAR1 (gene NAR1). Gene Ontology annotation, molecular function: 4 iron, 4 sulfur cluster binding. Bases 1 to 1587 code for a protein of 528 amino acids. The record is from RefSeq and is a predicted model, not a curated record. The transcript has a single exon. NCBI's taxonomy places the organism in Eukaryota, Fungi, Ascomycota, Saccharomycetes, Phaffomycetales, Wickerhamomycetaceae. Gene Ontology annotation, cellular component: cytosolic [4Fe-4S] assembly targeting complex. Gene Ontology annotation, biological process: iron-sulfur cluster assembly.